Sinocyclocheilus anshuiensis is the source of this 683-nucleotide messenger RNA. Its product is annotated as cytosolic phospholipase A2 gamma-like. Lineage: Eukaryota; Metazoa; Chordata; Actinopteri; Cypriniformes; Cyprinidae. Gene Ontology annotation, biological process: glycerophospholipid catabolic process. The coding region runs from base 147 to 683 and encodes 178 amino acids. The transcript is spliced from 5 exons. Gene Ontology annotation, cellular component: nuclear envelope; cytosol; nucleoplasm. The record is from RefSeq and is a predicted model, not a curated record. Gene Ontology annotation, molecular function: calcium-dependent phospholipid binding; calcium ion binding.
UGAUUUUUCAAGGGGAAAAAACUAACCUUGCUGAAAAACAAGCUGCAAAAUUUGAUGUGAAGAAAUUCACUGAGGGUGUAUGUAAGGAUUUGAGUCGUUUGUUCAGUUCGGAGUCUUUUGAUCUUGUCUUGAGCAUUUGUAUAUGCAUGGCUCAGUGGAUCUGGGGCAGGAAUUAUAACUUCCUCCACAAAAUGACAGAUGAAACCGUGCCUUCUACUCUUCUGGAAAGUGAGAGGAGAGACUAUGAAGACGCCGGACUGUUGCUGAACUCACCCUACUUCUCAGUGCUGAGAGAAGAAAGACACAUUGACCUCAUCAUUUCCCUGGAUUUCAGUGAAGGCGAUCCUUUCAUGACAGUGAAGGAAACUCACAAACUGUGUGAGGAACUAAACAUCCCUUUCCCUGAAGUCAACGUUCCCAGUGAAGAGGCAAAGAAACCGAAGGACUUCUAUGUGUUCAAAAGCCAAAACGCUCCAACCGUGAUUCACAUCCCUCUGUUUAAUGUGGUCAACUGUGGAGAUAAUAUUGAGGCCUGGAGGAACAAUUAUGGGACCAUUCAAGGUUCUUACAGCCGUAAGAAGAUCACUGAUCUUAUGGACGUCGCUGGAAAAAACAUCUCAAACAACAGAGAGAAACUGAAGGAGCAGAUCGAUGCAGUCAUUGAGCAAAAAAGACAGGAAUGA